Molecule: messenger RNA, 1119 nt
Organism: Helianthus annuus (common sunflower)
Lineage: Eukaryota; Viridiplantae; Streptophyta; Magnoliopsida; Asterales; Asteraceae
Exons: 2
Coding region: 1-1119 (372 amino acids)
Molecular function (GO): nucleic acid binding; zinc ion binding
Source: RefSeq, a predicted model, not a curated record
AUGGCGAGUAAGAUGGACGAGUUGAAGGGAAUGAUUGGAGGAAUGCAAGGAAAGAAAGGAACUCGCAAAUGCACUUACAAAGAAUUUAUGGCGUGCAACCCAUUACCUUUCAAAGGAGAAAUUGAUCCGAUAGCAUGUCAAAGGUGGAUUGCAAGUACUGAGGCGGUGUUCGUAAGGAGUCAUUGUGAAAAGGAGGAUCAAGUGAUGUUUGCCACCGGUUUGUUACAACUCCAAGCUAAAGACUGGUGGGAUGCUUAUAGUAAGGAGAUUGGGGAAGACAAAGUUCAAGUCUUGACAUGGCAAGAGUUCAAGAAACCUUUUCUAAAGUACCACUGUCUGCAAUCUGCCAUUGACAGGAUACAAGAAGAUUUCUUACAUCUCCGUCAGAAAGACGAAACCAUUGAUGAAAUCACCAACACUUUUCUUGACAAGCUGAAAUUCUGUAAAGAAAUAACGGGAAUGGAAAGAAUGAAGAUAAACCGCUAUCAUGGUAUGUUGAAGGCUGAAUAUCGGGAGUUCAUAAUUCCCGCUAAAUGUGAAACCUUGAAUGAGCUCAUUAACUUAGCCCGAGAUAGGGAGAUUGAACUAAGAAGACAAGCAGAAAGAGGUGAGAAGAGUGUGUCUGAGAAUGUUCCCAGCUCAAGCCCGUCAAAGAAACAGAAAUUUCAGGAUCAGAGCAAGAAGGAUAAGGCGAAGGGUAGCAUUCUGAAAUGCAAAACGUGUGGGAAGUUACACACGGGGGAGUGCUUGAAAGGGAAGAAGGGUUGUUCCAAUUGUGGUCAAGAGGGACAUCCAUACUAUAGAUGUCCUAAUCCUACCAGAACUGGAGCCAGUAGAUCGUUUGUAUCAAGUGAAUUAGUGUCACACCCCUCUUUUAGAAUCGAAAGAAUGCAUGUGCCAUUAGAAGUAGAGAUAGCGGAUAGUAAGAGUUAUUUACUGCACGAAGUUUGUAGAAAUUGUGAAAUUAUCAUUGAAGACGAGAAGUUUGCCAUUGACCUUAUUCCCAUGGUAUUGGGAGAAUUUAAGGUUGUAGUUGGCAUGGAUUGGCUAGCUAAACAUCAUGCCGAAAUUCAAUGCGAGAAAAAGGUGAUUCAUGUGUUAACACCGGGAGAAAAAUGA